AUGGAUGUGGUGAAUGUAGCCAUCGUGUCAAAUGGUUCAAGCGUGGUGACGCCUACAGCAGGGCAAGGCUGUGAUGCCUACUGCAGGGCAAUUCUGACAACAGCCUAUAGUGUGGUCUUAUUUGGAGGCACCGUUGGAACAGUUAUGAUGUCACACAUGAUAUUCAAAAGGAAUAGCCAAUCAGCGAUUGCCACAAUCAUCAUUAAUAUCAUUGUGCUACACUCCCUUCUCCUGAUUAGUCUGCCAUUCCGCCUCAGCUACUAUCUCUCAGCAGUCUGGAAGCUUGGGUCCUUUACCUGCCGAAUGGUUAGUGGCGUCAUUUAUGCUCAUAUGUACCUUACCUUUGUUUUCUAUGUGGCCAUUGUUACCCUUCGGUUGCUCAUCUAUUUUAAGAAACUCCAGAUGCAACAGCUACAAAAGUUCCAUGCUGUGGCUCUAAGCAUUAUAAUUUGGAUGGUAGGAAGCUUCAUCUUUCUACCGAUAUUUUUUUUACAGUAUGGCACAGAUCCAAGUUACACAGAGCAACAACGGUGCUUUGAGUUUCAUAGAUCUCUCAACUGCAAGAACAUCAUCAUCAUAAACUACUCUAUAAUUGUCAUUAUGAUGACAACAGUUCUGGUCCUCUUUCUGAUACAGCUGGCUGUCAUUGUUCGUUUGAUAAAAGCCUAUUGGCCUUGUAUGUGGGCCCAUCAAGAGUACAGAGCCCAGAUCAAGAGCUUUUUCUUCCUGUUGGUCAUAGUUGUCUGCUUUAUACCCCACCAUGUGUUCAGGGUAUAUUUUAUUCAAAAUUAUCCAGAGCAAGAAAAUUCUAAGUUGAUACUAUACAAUGAAAUUUGUGUUGCUUUAACAGCCUUCUGCUGCCUGGAUAUGUUAUGUUUUGUAGGUGGUGUCAUCCAUUAG
This is a messenger RNA of Rattus rattus (black rat), 900 nucleotides long. RefSeq names its product probable G-protein coupled receptor 141. Gene Ontology annotation, cellular component: membrane. Bases 1 to 900 code for a protein of 299 amino acids. Lineage: Eukaryota; Metazoa; Chordata; Mammalia; Rodentia; Muridae. Gene Ontology annotation, biological process: G protein-coupled receptor signaling pathway. The transcript has a single exon. Gene Ontology annotation, molecular function: oxysterol binding; G protein-coupled receptor activity. The record is from RefSeq and is a predicted model, not a curated record.